Talaromyces stipitatus ATCC 10500 is the source of this 285-nucleotide messenger RNA. RefSeq lists its product as uncharacterized. Lineage: Eukaryota; Fungi; Ascomycota; Eurotiomycetes; Eurotiales; Trichocomaceae. The record is from RefSeq and is a predicted model, not a curated record. Bases 1 to 285 code for a protein of 94 amino acids. The transcript is spliced from 2 exons.
AUGGAAUCCGACGCCAGCAGGGCCAUAAAUUACGUCGUAAAGGCCACAGAAAAUGUCUUAAGAGCUGCCGGUGCCGUCUUAUCAGUCACUAGAGUUGUUCUCACUUCUUCAGUCAUAUUAGCUGCUACUCCACUGCUUGGUGUAGGAGGCAUCGUGAUUACUCAAGAUACCUGGAAUGACCUCGCCGCCAAAACAGCAUGGGACGAGAACACGCCCGAAGAUAGGAGAAGGUUCAUGAUCUGCGCAGCAUCAAAAGUUGAAGAUAUACUCACAGGUUGGAAAUAG